This is a messenger RNA of Clarias gariepinus (North African catfish), 2984 nucleotides long. RefSeq names its product 3'(2'), 5'-bisphosphate nucleotidase 2 (gene bpnt2). The record is from RefSeq and is a predicted model, not a curated record. The coding region runs from base 198 to 1223 and encodes 341 amino acids. Gene Ontology annotation, biological process: phosphatidylinositol phosphate biosynthetic process. Gene Ontology annotation, molecular function: 3'-nucleotidase activity. Lineage: Eukaryota; Metazoa; Chordata; Actinopteri; Siluriformes; Clariidae. Gene Ontology annotation, cellular component: endomembrane system. The transcript is spliced from 5 exons.
CGCGCGCUGUGUAUCAGUAGUAGCAGCAGUAGACGUGGAGGAAGAUUCGCCGCUGUCGGUUUGACACGGAAGUCGGAUUAUGUGCGAAUUUGGAGUUUGUUAAAUGUUUUGUUCAUAUCAUGGAACGAUACAGUAAACAGUCAGACAUUUAAAAAAGACCUGGGAAGGUUGUUUUUGUCCCCCCCCUCCCUCCUGCUAUGGCGCCCAUGGGGAUCCGGCUGUCCCCGCUCGGAGUCGCGGUGUUCUGCCUGCUCGGACUCGGCCUCCUGUAUCACCUGUACUCCGGGGUCCUGUCCAACAAGCUGGCCGCCAUCAGGCAGAAGAAGACGGUGGACCUGAGGGAUCUCCUCGCCUUGUCUAUGGAGGCGGCUGUGCAGGGAGGAUGGGAGGUGAAGCGCAUCCGCAUGGAGGACACUCUGGAGGAAAAAACCAAGGGCAAAACCGAGGAGGGAGCCUCGGAGAAGCUGACCCAGGGGGAUCUCAACUCACACAGGAAGAUGUACCACCUGAUCAAAAACACCUACCCCUACAUCCAGGUGAACUCCGAGGAGCACGAUGGCGUGGACGGUGAAGCCACCGUAUGGACGCCCAACAUCCCGAAAGAGGUCCUGAGCAAAAUCCCAGAGGGGAAGGUGGUGCCCGCUGAGAGCGUGACGGUGUGGAUCGACCCACUCGACGCCACACAGGAGUAUACAGAAAACCUGCGCAAGUAUGUUACGACCAUGGUGUGUGUGGCUGUGAACGGGGAACCAGUUGUAGGUGUGAUCCACAAGCCCUUCACCAGCUUCACAGCCUGGGCGAUGGUGGGCGGAGGAGCGAACGUGGCACCGCGAGAAUCCUACAACACGGACGCCCCCAAGGUCAUAGUGUCGCGCUCGCACGCAGGCAAAGUGAAAGGCUUCAUUCAGCAGGCGUUCGGGAACAACACCGAGGUCAUACCAGCAGGGGGCGCAGGUUACAAGGUCCUCGCUCUCCUGGACGUAUCUGACGACGAAUACGAGAAGGCCGACAUGUACGUCCACGUGACCUUCAUCAAGAAGUGGGACAUCUGCGCCGGAAACGCCAUUCUAAAAGCGCUGGGCGGUCACAUGACCACGCUGAAAGGGGAGGAGAUCGAUUAUUCGGGGACGCCGAAGAACCCGGGCGGACUCCUGGCCACCGUGAGCGUCGACCACGAUGCCGUGGUGAAAAAGCUUCCGGCCCGGGACGCGAACAAGAACUGAUCAGCGGCACAGACCCAACGCUCGGGCGCUAGAGACGGGACGCAGGAACCUCGCAGGAGCUUCGGCUCGACGCGAGCAAGGACGGGAUGUUUAACCUCCCCUGACGGCUCCCGGCGUGGCCGCGCUGUUGGUUCAUUAUCUCCGUGUUGGACGCAGAUUCUUAGUUUUAUAAAUCCUCUGUUACAAGCGCAGCACCAGUAGGGAUGCAUCGAUGCUGAUUUUAACGAGUAGGUUAAUAAUUAAUAAUAUUAAUGCCAAAGUGAGGAACCUUGUUAGCAUUAAUCAAUCAGGAACGUCGCUUUAGCGCUGGUUUCUUUUCUUGCUUCCAUGUCCUGCUAGCAAUACAGGGAUUUGUUAAGGAGAGGAGCAGACUGAUGGACAGAACGCUUUCGGUAUCCAUGCAUCCCUGCGCACUAAUGAACAAAGCGUUUGGUGUGUACUGAUAUUAAAUUAAAAAGUCGUUACAUAUAUAUAUAUAUAUAAAUACUGGGAACUCCUGAGACACUACAAAGACUUUAGGUCAUGUAGGAGGGUAAACUCCACCCCCUUCCAUUUUACCCAGCCUCCUUUUACGCCCAAGGGCACUAAAUGUUGGUGAGCCUAAUUACGCUGUGUCAUGCCCGUGUGCAUGCCGUCGUCACUCCUCCCUUUGAGUUUACUCUGAGUAAAAGUAAAUUAAUAAAUAAAUAAAUGCAUAUUUGUGUCGAUCAGCCGGCAUGUUCAGAGCUCGCGGCUUCCUAGUUUCUCCAGCUUUGCAUAAAAACACGUGUGCGUCUCUCUUUAAACCCAUGCAAGCAUUAAAAUGGCAUUUCGUCUGAUUACGAUAAUAACAUCAAUUUUUAUUUUGGUUGUUUUUUGAUGCCAUUCAAGUCGCACAGCACUGAGGUGUUACAUCAAAAGAAUAGGGUGUGUUUUUUGGUGGUUUUUUUUAAGAUGAUUUCAGGUUUCUAUCGAGUUCUCGCUUCUGAUUGGCCAGAGUGAUGCUCGUUACGGUUUCUAUAGCAACACCUCGUUCACUAGCAGAGUGUGAUUCUUUAACAUGUAUACAAGCAGUCUUCAGCAUCCGUGAUUUUAAAUACUUCUAAUUUUCCAUCAGACUUUCAAAUGACUUCUCUUCUUCACAAUGACCUGUUUGUUUAUUAUUUCCCUAAAAGAGCUCAACCCCCUAGGUGUGUUACUUUACUCCAAAGCAAAACUCUCUUAACGUGUCCCGGCUGAUCGACUAGAUUUAACAGAUUACUACGGUUAUAAUUAUUCUAAUAGCAUCAUUGUUGAUUCUGUUCUUUUGAAAUGACGUGUAAUAUUUUUGGGUGUGUCUUUCUUUCAUUCUAAUGGGCGGACAGACGAGCAGGUUCUUCUGGUUUUCCUGUAACACCUGUAACGCACACUGACUGCGAUGGCCAGCGGUCAUGUGACUCCCCCGCCCAUCGUCUGCCAACCCUCCUUCCUCCACUCAUGGCAUGCAUGCACGUUUUUUUAGGAGUGUAAAUACGGCACACGAUUAUUAAGAGGAUGUCUGCUGUUACCUCCUGCAUGCACUCCGUUCCAAACAGCCGAGGCAUGUUGUGUGACGUCAUCGUGCUAACUUUUAUUUAAUUUUCAUUUCUGGAUUGUAAUAAAGCUUUUUUUUUUUUCUUUUGGUGUGUUUUUCUUCAAUAGAAAUUUUCCUAAUGUUUCGUCGGAGGAAGAUGAGCUCAUGAUACGUCUCAUAAGUGUGUUUGAGGGAAGAAAUUAAAUAAAGUGCAGUGAAAUCUUUAUGAA